Hyaloperonospora brassicae is the source of this 1881-nucleotide messenger RNA. The record is from the annotation of a GenBank genome assembly. Lineage: Eukaryota; Oomycota; Peronosporomycetes; Peronosporales; Peronosporaceae.
AUGGCCGACGGAAACGCCUAUAGUCGACGCCUACGGAGUUUCCGACGCUCCGAUGCGGCGCUUUCCGAGGAAGGAGAGGAGCUGGAAAACAUCACGGGAGGUAGCUGUCGACAGUACGUUGUGAACGCGUCUGAGCCGGUGCAAAGGGCAUUGGAACUGCGGUCAGGAGAUGAUUGCGAAGACGAGGACGAAGAGGACGACGAGUUUAGUGACUUUGAGGAGCCGGACGACGACUUUAUGGGUCCAGUGUACCGCAGUACGGCGUACAUUCCACCUUAUGUGGGGAAAGAGGACAUGACCGAGUCCGAGGGCGUCCAGGAAGAGGAGGAAGAGAGCGAUUUUGCGCAUGCAGUGCAACGUUCGGAGCUCAAGAUGCGAGCGGCAGGAGCUGCUGCGUAUCUUCAGAUACCGAGACGUGCUGGUGGAUUAUGGCAGGAGUUGGUUGUGGAAUCGAAGGCGGCCAAGACGGUGCUCAAGGGCUUGCGACGCUUGUGGCGCUUGGUGCUACGCAAUUCGUUCAUGGCGGUGAAUGUGUUGUGGCUGCUCGCGCCGCUGUGCUGCUUUGCAAUUGCUAUUUCGGUACCCCAGUACUUGAAAAGCGCGAUUGAGUAUGUGGACGUCUUUUCGAUGUCAGGGACGGGUGCGCGUGGAAGUAGUGCACACGCAGGUGUUGAGGGAGAGACCAUGAGAUCGAUGGUGCAGCAAGUCGUGGACUCGCAACUGCUGGGCAUGAGCGAAGAAAUGAAGCUACUGCGGCUACACUCUGGCUCCGACAGCAUCAUUGCAGCUCAUAUCGAGAAAGCUGUCGCUCAACGUACAGAAGGACUGUGGGAAAGAUUCUCGGAAAGUACAGUACAGCUACAGCAAGAUCUGCAUGUUGCAAGGGAACAGCAGGCCAAGCUUUUGUCGGUAGUAAAGGAGCAGGAAGAGAAGAUGAACUCUAUGCAAGAUAAGAUGAUACAGCGCACAGCGGCAUCGAGGUCCGAUGCAGAAAACGAGUACGCGCGCGAGCGUGAGAUGAGAAGAGAACUUGUUGAAUGGCGUGACACGUUCAAGCGCGAGCUCGAGUCUGAGAUCCAAAGUCGAAUGCAGGGUGCUGAAAGUCGUAUGUCAAGGGUGCUACAAGAGGAAAAGGAGGCAUUGUCUUCCAGUGCCGACGCUCUCCGGAGUCUAGAUGCCACUGACCCUGGCAUUCUCCGCGUCAUUGAGGUGGCAUUUCAGGCUGUCGAGAUCAAGAAAACGGGACGCGUAGACCAUGCAGCCUUGGCAAAUGGCGCAUCGGUCAUUCAUUCAGAGCGUGACCUCCUCUACCAGGACAGGUUGUCACCAGCGCAGCUGUUGAUCCAGCUUCUGGGACCAAGAAACUCCGAAGAUGAUGGCAGGUUCACGUCGCCUUCGUAUCGCCGUGCGCCGGCCCCGUUUUUAGGACUGCUGCUGUCCUCGAGCGAGAUUCCCUGGUGGCUCUCACGUCAUAACGGCCGACCAGAAACUGCAUUGUCGGAAACGAUGGAGAUCGGUAGCUGCUGGGGCAUCGCAGGCCCAUCCGGUCGUCUCUCCGUCAAGUUUGCUCAGCAAAUCGUUGCAGACUCCAUCACAAUUGACCACAUCCCGGCCCAGAUCGCUUCUGAUUUCAGCUCUGCGCCAAACGAGUUCCGUGUCCUGGGCAUCUUGGGUCACCCUCUGCGAGAGACAGUGGAUUUUAUAUUCUUUGGCAAUUUCUCGUACGCUAGCAAGGGCUCAGCUAGUCAGACAUUCAAGCUUGCGUCUUCGCAGAGUCAACAUUCGGCUAUCGACGGUAUUGUCCUAGACGUCCUAUCGAACCACGGUCAUCCCGACUACACUUGCCUGUAUCGCUUCCGCGUGCACGGGCAACCUGUGUGA